Messenger RNA from Paraphaeosphaeria sporulosa, 1947 nucleotides. RefSeq lists its product as uncharacterized. The transcript has 5 exons. Bases 1 to 1947 code for a protein of 648 amino acids. Gene Ontology annotation, cellular component: nucleus. Gene Ontology annotation, biological process: regulation of DNA-templated transcription. Lineage: Eukaryota; Fungi; Ascomycota; Dothideomycetes; Pleosporales; Didymosphaeriaceae. Gene Ontology annotation, molecular function: DNA-binding transcription factor activity, RNA polymerase II-specific; transcription cis-regulatory region binding. The record is from RefSeq and is a predicted model, not a curated record.
AUGUGUGCGCCUCUUGAGGUUUUGGCUGACUUCCUGUCGAGACGCGUGAAGCAACUUGAACAGCGGGUGGAUACGCUGAUAGACCUAUUAGCGAACGGUCAGACUGCAGCGUUACCAGUUAGCUCUAGCGCUUCUCCUAUCCCUCGAGAAAUUGAUUUACCGCUUACGACUCCUCCGGAGAGUUCCGCUGAUCCAGAUGGACAUUCUGAGAACGCCCAUCCGCAGUAUGGCACGCCAGCACGAUCACCGGAAAAUAUACCAUACGUUCAAACAGAACCAUCUUGCAUAGCAUAUGAUCCGGUAGAAGCAGGUCUUUUGGACGACUGUAUGGCGGAAUCUCUACUACAGGAGUUCAGGCAUUCAUAUACGUCUGCCUUCCCGUUCGUCAUCGUUCCGCCUUCCAUCGAUGGCAAAGCUCUGCGUCAAAGCCACCCUUUUCUAUUCCACGCGAUCCUUACAGUGACCGCCCACAGACAGGUUGAUUUGCAACUCAUCCUUGCAGCUAAGCUCAAAGAACAGAUAUCGCUUCGCGUCAUCAAUCACUCUCAUAAGAGCUUAGAGCUUCUGCAAGGUGUACUUUUGUAUACCGCGUGGUACCACUUCUACUAUGAUCCGAUCAAGCAACAGUUGGCAGUUAUGCUACAGUUAUGUGUUGCGAUGCUCCAAGAUCUUGGCUUCUCCAAAAAUCCUCGAAAUGCGAAGAAAAAGAUUACCAUGGGCGAUACUGGUGCCAAUUUGUAUUCCGUGCGGUCGCUUGCAGAGAAGCGCGCUUUUCUUGGGACCUACUACCUGGCUGCAAAUUUCGCACAAUCGUGGAGAAGACCAACCACGUUAACGCACACGCGGUACAUGGAUCAGUGCUGUCAACAUCUGAUGGACUGUCAGGAGUAUGCGACUGAUACAAUCAUCACACCACUGGUCCAACUCAGCACGUUGAUCUGUAGGGUCCAGGACUAUUUCUCCUAUUACGAUAUUGAGAACGCAGAUGUGAAGGGGGAGGCAUUGGUACAAUUGUCUGUAGCCAAUUUCGAUCGAGAACUGGCUCGUAUCACCGAUUCCUUCCCGCAAACACUCAUACAAAAUAAUCCAACACUUUCUCUUACCAUUCGGUUGGUCAACCUAUGGAUAUACGAGUCCGCUGUUCAUGAUUCGCUUUGGGUUGGCCCGAAUGGGGUGCCAACUACUAGGCUGUCAUCGAAUCGUCUCAAGACAUUGUAUCGGUGUCUGAACGCUGUGCAAUCGUACACCAAGACACUUAUCACCGUCAAGAAUACCUCGCUUCAUCACCUUAGCUUUCCUUCCUGGUCAUCGUGGUGCUAUGCCUGCAUCAUUGGUUGCAAGCUCGUCUUCUUGACAGAUGAACGUGAACAACAGACUGAUAUCAACGAAACCUUCAUCGAAGUACUCAACCUCGUGAUGGACAAGUCUUUGUUUCAUGAACCCAGAACUUGCUCACUGCCUGCAGAGGUCACGUCGUCCACAUGGAACCCGAUUUCUGUGGCAAAAGAGGGCGAGAUGCUAUCUCUGUUCCAUCAAAUGUACAACAAGAUGAGAUUCACGCUUCCACAGGAUUUGAACUCAACAUCGAUCGACCACUGCGAAACCGACCCGCUUUCCAGAAUCGCGUACUUCCAGAGGAACCUUCUCUGUAGCUUUACAAAUCGGCUGAACGAGCACAUCGCCAAGCUGUACGUUCCAGCUAAUACCGAUAGCUCUGCAAAAAGCACGAAUUCAGUUGUUCUGCGAGAGAACUGGGCCGCCCCACAAACCGACUAUGCGAGGCAGAGGCACGAGAGAAACGGCAUCCCACUUAUGCAGAACAUGAACUUCAAUUCGAUGAACUUCGACAGCAUAGCUCCACCGGAUAACUUAAUGCCUCCGAACGGAACGUUCGAAGACUGGCUCUGGAAUACAGCCAUGGACGAUUUCACGAUCCCACCAUUAUGA